This is a messenger RNA of Lactuca saligna, 1245 nucleotides long. The record is from the annotation of a GenBank genome assembly. Lineage: Eukaryota; Viridiplantae; Streptophyta; Magnoliopsida; Asterales; Asteraceae.
AUGCCUAAUUUUGUUACUUUCGAUAAAACAUUAUCCUUAUCUUUUCCGGAAAGGAAAAGAAAGAAAGGAAGAUUUGCAUUGGAACUUGACGCCAGUCGUACCGCGUUAUUCGACAUUUUUUCACGUUACACACCUCUAAGGAUCAGUGUAAAGCUCUACGGAUCUUAUUACACCUUUGCGGUUCAGUGCACAUCUCUAAGGAUCAGUGUACACCUCUGCGGAUCAGUGUACAGCUUUGCGGAUCUGUGCACAUCUCAGUGGAUCAGUGUACACCUCUGCGGGUCAGUGCAUACCUUUAAGGAUCAAUGUACACCUCAGCGGAUCUGUGUACACCUCUGCAAAUCAGUUAUAGAUGUUAUAGACGUAUUGAAAUGGUUAUUUUUAGUUAAUGGAGUUGAGGUUUACGUUAGAAAUAAUGUGAAAAACUAUGGUUUAAAUCUUCCUCCUAACAUUGACCAUGAAAUGUUAUUACAAAUUGUUAGAAUUAAGGCGGGCGUGUUAAAUAGUCAUAUAUGUUUGUCUAUUAAACACCCGGAGUUAGGGUAUGUCAUGGAGCUUGGAGAUGAAACUGAUUUAUUUCAAUUGAGACAUGUAAUGUCUGAAUCAAAGAAGAAGGUGCAUUUGUGUUUAACGGUGGUAAGUGAAGAAGAUAAUGAUAAAGAACCAAAAGUGGGCAUGACUGAAUUACAACGUGCAAAUUUGUUCGAGUUUGGAGAAGUUCCUAAAAUUGAUGAUCGAAGAUGUGAGGAAAAAUCAAAUGAAAGGUGGUCGGAUGAUGAGUACACACAACGAAAAACUGCUUUUAAUCCAUGGUAUUGUAUUCCUUCUAUUACUGAUUGUCCAGAACCUAUUCUUGAACCUAUACGUGCUUUUAGAGAGUGUUGUAGAAAAGUUAUUAUUAUGGAUGGUGCUCAUUUGAAGGGAAAGUACAAAGGCACCAUCUUGCAUGCAGUAGCAAUGGAUAGCAACAAUCAGAUCUUGCCUAUUGGGUAUGAAAUUUGCCCAAAAGAGACUACGGAUUCUUGGACAUGGCUUUUUGAAAAACUACAUGAAUGCAUUGGUGAUGUGGAAGGUCUGACAAUGGUCACAGAUAGAGCAUCCGCAAUUGCUAAAAAAGUACAACAAUACUUACAAAGUGGGCUGAAGAUAUGGUUAAGAACAAUAAAGAGGGGAUUCAAGGAUGGUUGGUAUCCGGUGUUGACAAUACAACAUAUCAAGUGCAUGACUUCAAAAGCGGCGACAUAG